CUUGCCGUUAUAAUAUUCAGUCGGAGAACAGGUGCAUGCAAUGACGUUGUGAAAUAUUGACCGCAUCCGCGUGAACACGAAUUGGGGACGUUAAUGGAGACUGGUCUUGUUCGCCCAUUUACUGCGGCUCAACUAGCUUCAAAUCGUAUGAAGGAGUCCAAACAGGUACCACGAGAGGCUUUACCGGACGGACAGUAUGACACUGCAUUGUGGACUACUUUGUAUUGAGAUGGACUGUAACUUAGGUGUCGUUUCGACACGUUGCGCGUUUGCAGGAGCAAUUCAGCCGGUUUAAUUUAGCGACUGAUUGUAGGCUGCUGUGUAUCGGGUCAUGUUGUCUGCGUUCAACACGUUGCCUGAGAGCGAUGCAGGAACAGGUCACUGGUUCACUCCAUCCAUAAUUUAGGAUGACGCCUCUCGGUAAAACCUGCUCGGUCUCCUCCCUGUUUCCUCACCCCGUCUCCAGAGUUCAAACGCCUUGUCAGCAGACUGAGCGCUCCUGAGCACUCGCUGUGACCCUCCCUUGUUUGGCUCGCCUGGCUGACGUCCGGGGGAGGUGAUGCGACGCUUUGUCUACUGUAAGGUGGUGCUUACCACCUCUUUAGUGUGGGUGCUGGUGGAUGUCUUCCUGCUGCUCUACUUCAGCGAAUGUAACAAAUGUGAUGAUAGGAAAGACCGCUCGCUGCUUCCUGCCCUGCGAGCGGUGAUAUCUCGGAGCCAUGAGGGUCCUGGGGAGAUGGGAAAGGCAGUGAACAUCCCCAAGGACGACCAGGAGAAAAUGAAAGAGCUCUUUAAGAUUAACCAGUUCAAUCUGAUGGCCAGCGACAUGAUCGCACUCAACAGGAGUCUGCCGGACGUACGGUUGGAUGGCUGUAAGACCAAGCUGUAUCCAGAUGACCUACCAAACACCAGCAUCGUCAUUGUGUUUCACAACGAGGCGUGGAGCACCCUGCUGCGAACAGUUCACAGUGUCAUCAACCGCUCUCCCAGACACUUGCUGGUGGAGAUUGUGUUAGUCGAUGAUGCCAGCGAGCGAGACUUCCUGAAGAAGAAGCUGGAGAACUACGUAAGGACUCUGGAGGUGCCAGUGAGGAUCCUGAGGAUGGAGCAGCGUUCAGGUCUAAUAAGAGCCCGGUUGAGGGGGGCAGCCGCCACCAAAGGUCAGGUCAUCACCUUCCUGGACGCUCACUGCGAGUGUACUGUCGGCUGGCUGGAGCCCCUGCUGGCACGCAUCAAGGAGGACAGGACAGCAGUGGUGUGCCCUAUCAUUGAUGUCAUCAGCGAUGAGACCUUUGAAUACAUGGCAGGCUCAGAUAUGACCUACGGUGGCUUCAACUGGAAGCUGAAUUUCCGUUGGUACCCUGUCCCUCAGCGGGAGAUGGACCGACGCAAGGGAGACAGAACACUUCCUGUCAGGACUCCCACCAUGGCAGGAGGAUUAUUCUCUAUAGACAAAGCAUACUUUGAAGAAAUAGGAAGCUACGAUCCAGGGAUGGAUAUCUGGGGCGGAGAGAACCUGGAAAUGUCUUUUCGAAUCUGGCAGUGCGGUGGCUCAUUGGAAAUUGUAACGUGUUCACACGUAGGCCAUGUCUUCCGGAAGGCAACCCCAUACAGUUUCCCAGGAGGAACAGGCCAAGUCAUCAACAAGAACAACAGGCGCUUGGCUGAAGUCUGGAUGGAUGAUUUCAAGGAUUUCUUCUAUAUCAUAUCACCAGGCGUGAUGCGGGUGGACUACGGAGACGUUUCUUCCCGCAAAGAACUCCGCGAGGCCUUGAAGUGCAAACCGUUCUCGUGGUAUCUCGAGAACAUCUACCCAGACUCCCAGAUCCCGAGAAGAUACUACUCACUUGGUGAAAUCAGAAAUGUUGAGACGAACCAGUGUGUGGACAACAUGGGAAGAAAGGAGAACGAGAAAGUCGGCUUUUUCAACUGUCAUGGCAUGGGUGGAAACCAGGUCUUCUCUUACACGGCAGAUAAAGAAAUUAGGACAGACGACCUCUGUCUGGACGUCUCCCGCCUCAACGGACCUGUCGUCAUGCUCAAGUGUCACCACAUGAAGGGCAAUCAGAUGUUCGAGUACGAUGCCGAGCGCCUCACCCUGCUGCAUGUGAACAGCAACCAGUGUUUGGACAUGCCGUCUGAGGAGGACAAGAUGGUCCCCACCCUGAGAGACUGCAACGGCAGCCGCGCUCAGCAGUGGCUGCUUCGUAACAUGACCCUGAGCGUCUGAUCCCUCGCCUCACCUCUCUCCCCCCUCCGCCUUUUGGUCCUCAUCCUAACAAGUCCCUGGCUCUCCACGCCCUCGCCAGGUGGCUCUUACCACAGCACACCAUACGGCUCUUCCUGUAACAGCCUGGCCAGCCAAUACAGAGAUCCAGGCAGCAGCGGCUUAUCUUCCAUUAUGGAGGCGUCUCCUUUUACAGCUCGCAGUUUGAGCGAAGCUGCACCUGCCGUUCAGGCGACACGAGGAGCCGUGGCUUUGGGGACCUUGUUGUGUCUGAGCAGAGAGAACGAUGUGUGAGGUCUGUGCAUGGAGAACAUUAAAAUCAAAGCACUCACACUGUGUCGGCCAGCUGCUAGCCGUGCAUCCACUGUGCUGCUCAGACUGCUGCUUAUCUGCUCGAUAAACAACAAAACAGAAGAGCAACUUUAACAGGAACACUGCGAGGUACGUCUCUGCGAUGGUCCACACUGUAAAUGACCUUCCUUGUGUUGUGUACGUGCAGUGCACACGUGUCCACUGUAGGUACCAUCUGAAAAAAGACUGUUGUCAUGACUGCUGCUCAUCCUCUCUCCAUAUCAGAGUUACAUUCAAAAAACAGGAAGCGAUGUCGUUAACAGAGCCCGACCAAUACUGUAGUUGUGAAGCAGAUACUGGUGUUGAUAUUUGAGUAUCAGAACACCUGAUACUGUAUGUGCACUGAUAUUUGAUUUUAAAAUCAAACUGAAAUGUAAAGUACAGUAUAAUUAUAUUUUAGCGUUUGUGGGGUUUUUUAUAGGUUAACACUGUGCAGAUAUAUUUGUAGAAACAAUGUCUGAGCUUGGAGCUCUAGGUGGGCGUUCCCCACGCCGGCUGGUGACUGACUGGGCCAGUGUCACGCUGUCAACGUCCGUUGUUCUCUGCUGACUGAAAAGUGUCAUCGUGCUUUUUUUUUCUCUUUUUGCAAGCCCACAUGAUGUCGGCUAUCAACCUGAUUUAAGCAGUCUGUCCCUUUCCAACUUUUAACAUGUGGGAGGAACGUUUUUUUUUUUUUUGGGUAAUUAGAAACCAAAUAAGUACACAAGUCAAAUCAAACAGAAAUGAUAAGUGUAAAAACUAAAUUGUUAUUUCAGUUUGACUUUAAAAUAAACAAAUUACAUUCAUUUGUUUUAUUAGGAUUCCUUAAAGGUACAAUGUGUAAGAUAUGGCCAGAAUUGUAGUUUAAAACAUUUAAGAAAUGCAUUGUGUUGCAACAAGAUAGAGAUAUCUACUGAAGUGAGCAUGCUAACCAGUUAGCUCAUGCAGUCUUGCCGUGGCAUCUGUAACUUUAGAGGUGAUAGUAAGUCAGUGUAGUGUCCAGUGUGUCCCUCAGUCCAACAUGAGAGGACAAAGAAGUCAAAUCCGAUAUUAAGUUUAUUGUUUGGCAAUACCUGCGAUCUCUCUUGACUUUAAGCUCAGAUGUUUUUAUGUUCUCGACUUCCUCUUUGUAAUUGGAAAAGCCAUCUUUGGUCCCAUCUUGCUUGCUCAUUGCAACGUGUACAUAGUUGACCAAAAAGUGUCUACAGAAAACUCAAAGUUCACAGUUGCUACACCUGUCAACACAGCAGGGGACCAAGCUAGUCAACAGGCUCCCAGCCCUGUUUAGUUAAGGUCCAUGCUCACAAUCCGGGCAAGACCAAGACAGUGUCUCAGUUUGAACCAUCUGAUGUCCAAAAUCUGCAAUACUGGUUUUGUCUUUUCAGCCACUUCAGGCCAGUGUACAGCCAAGCUAAGAUAGCUAGGCUAAGCUAGUUUGCAGGCUUGUUCAAGUCCGUACUCUUACAUCGUAUCAAUCCAGGAUUUUUUUUUAGGUCAAAAUAUGUCCAGAUGUAGAUAAUUCGAGAGGGUUUUAAGGCACAGAAAGUGCCACUAAUAACAAUACAAACCAUACCAAAAAACAUGAUAUUCUCAAUAUAUGGUUUUAAUGUGACUAUUUUCUUGCUGACUGCUCUCAAAGUUUCAGCCAUUUGGUUGAAUUAAGUGUGUUUUUGCCCUGCUGUCAGAUAGUAAAUGGCUUGGAGAUAAAAUGCUGUCCCCCAUUAGUUUGAACCAUGUGGCCCCUAAGCCCCAAGGAAGAAGCACCAGGCUUUAAAGCCAAUUUUUUCAGUGGUCAAAAGUGGAAUUACACAGUCACGUGAUGCCAUUGGGCCAAAAAAGACUGUUGUGACUCUUGUGUCUGUGAAUCGGUUUCUAAAUUUUUUGUGUCAGAACACCCUAGAAGUAACUUGUUUCCCUAUCGGGCAAAUUUAAUAAUUAAAUGGUUUACUUAUUAGUGCUCCUAAGAAUGUAAGGGACUCACUAUUUCUAAAAUACCUCAAACAUAUCGUUGGCUUUUCUGUACUUUAAUUUAAUCUUUGUUGUCAGUUGACAUAGGCAGAUAAAAACAUGUCUGUUAAAAGCGAAUAUCUGCCGGUUUAUUGGUCGGGCUUAAGUCAUUAAGGUGGAUGUCAGGAGACAUUUGAAAAAAAUAGAUUUCAAACUGUCAUCUAAAAAAUGAAUAGAGGUUAAAACAAGAGUGCAGCUUUAUUAUCCUCCCUGAUUAAUCACAUAAUGUUCCAUGUUCGUGAAACAGGAAUUACAGUAUGAAAAUAUGAGGCAGCUCUGUGGAUUUCAAUGGAAGUUUAUUAAUAGCAGGGUUUUUCUUUUUUUAAAUAAGUGGUUGCGGGAAAGGAGCUAGCAAGUUAUUGAAUGUAAAAGUUUACCUAAAUGAUUACAGCUGUAUUCUGAAAUACUUUACUGUGUUUUCUUGGCUGUCCGAGAGCAUCAGUACUGACGUUUUUUGAAAGAUUUCAGAUUCCUGCUACCAGUAUCCUGAGAAAUCACGAUUAUCCUGGAGCCGGAUAGUUACGUGUGCCUUUAGAGAGUUGUUUUGUAUUUGGUUUAUUGGUUUUUUAGAACAUUUUUAUUUGUUUUAGUGUUGGAAAAG
Molecule: messenger RNA, 5165 nt
Organism: Plectropomus leopardus (leopard coralgrouper)
Lineage: Eukaryota; Metazoa; Chordata; Actinopteri; Perciformes; Serranidae
Gene: galnt13
Product: polypeptide N-acetylgalactosaminyltransferase 13
Biological process (GO): protein O-linked glycosylation
Cellular component (GO): Golgi apparatus
Molecular function (GO): polypeptide N-acetylgalactosaminyltransferase activity
Source: RefSeq, a predicted model, not a curated record